CACCCGGAAGAUAUGAGCGUGCUGUUCACGCAUAGAUUUCCCCUAGUGACUUUUGUAGUUGGUGACGGAAACAGCGCGUGAGAAGAUCUCGACCACAAUAUCAAUAUCGAGCCGACAAAACAGAAAAAGAUAAACCUAACUCUCUCUCUCUCUCUUCACACUAAUUCUGUGUUCUUUCAUCAUCUCCGUCUCUUUCGGUUGAUUUGCUUGACACUUUCCUGAUCUAUCUAUACCUUAAAAUUAAAAUUCAGGAAAAUGUAUCCAUGUGGUUACGUUGCUGAAGUCACAAACUUGUCUCCUCGUGCCACUGAAAAAGAUGUUCAUAGUUUCUUCUCUCAUUGCGGAAUCGUCCAGCUCGUAGAGAUCACUGGAUGCCCAGGGGAUGAUGCCUUAACGGCCUAUGUAACUUUCAGAGAUGCGUAUGCUCUGGAUAUGGCCUUGUUACUUACCGGAGCUACGAUCGUUGAUCAAACCGUGUGGAUAUCAAUGUACGGUGUCUAUCUACACGAAUCUAAUAAUCGCACACGAGAAGGAGAUUACACUGUAACGGUGACUCAAAGUCGCGCGGACGCAUUUGCUUCAUCGCCUGGAGAAGCAGUAACCAUUGCUCAACAAGUCGUAAAGACAAUGAUAUCUAAGGGCUACGUCCUAAGCAAAGAUGUGAUUGGUAAAGCCAAAGCUUUGGAUGAGUCUCAGGGAUUCUCAAGCUUGGUAACGAACAAAUUGGCAGAGAUCGGUCGUUACGUUGGCCUAACACAGAACAUUCAGUCGAGUAUGGAAGUCGUGAGAUCGGCAGACGACAAGUAUCACUUCUCUGAUUUCACAAAAUCAGCGGUUCUUGUCACAGGCACUGCUGCUGUGGCUGCAGCCACCAUUACAGGGAAAGUGGCUGCUGCUGCCGCUACUACUGUGGUGAACAGUCGAUACUUUGCUAAUGGGGCUUUAUGGUUCUCAGAUGCCUUGGGCCGGGCUCCAAAAGCAGCGGCCCAUAUGGGUGGUGGUGGAAGCAGUUGAUUGUGUAUUUAUGUAUAAUCACAAUAUGAGAUGUUAAGCCGUAAAGAUGUUGUUCAAAAAAACAAGAACAUAAAUAUAUAAUAUAACAGAAUUUUCCUGUAUGUUAUAUCCGAAAUUGUAGACAUAAUUUUCCUGUAUGUUAUAUCCGAAAUUGUAGACACAAAUUUU
Molecule: messenger RNA, 1182 nt
Organism: Eruca vesicaria subsp. sativa (arugula)
Lineage: Eukaryota; Viridiplantae; Streptophyta; Magnoliopsida; Brassicales; Brassicaceae
Source: the annotation of a GenBank genome assembly